This is a messenger RNA of Pochonia chlamydosporia 170, 1860 nucleotides long. RefSeq names its product alkaline phosphatase. NCBI's taxonomy places the organism in Eukaryota, Fungi, Ascomycota, Sordariomycetes, Hypocreales, Clavicipitaceae. The transcript has 4 exons. The coding region runs from base 1 to 1860 and encodes 619 amino acids. The record is from RefSeq and is a predicted model, not a curated record.
AUGACGGUCCAGACGACAACCGCCAAGGUGACCUCGGUCGCCUUGAGAAUAUCCGCCCUCUUAUUCUUCAGAUUCUUUCCCGCCCACUUUCCCUCCAUCACUUUUGCGCUCUUCGCAAUCUACAUUCCUGCAUAUUUCGCCAGCUACAGGGCUGGGCCAACUGUUAGAGUAAUCGACGAUGAAGUCGACAUUACCAUUACACAGGCGACUGUUACACCCGAAACUCCGCUGCUCUCCGAAGGUGACCAGACACAACCAGACGUGGUCGCUGAAGAAGUCGAUGUAGAAGAAACAGUCAUUCUAGAGGAGAAAGAUGAAAAACCUUGGAAAGUGCUACUCUAUGGACAUCCCAGUGUUUCUCAACCAAGGCUUUCCAUUAUUACUCUCCUCAUCAACAUUGUUCUGGCGGCAUUGACUGCCGAUGCACUGUUCCGGGCUCGUUGGUACUACCCAUCGGAGGACCUUUCGUUCGUCCGCCUGGGAUAUGUCUCUCCUAGUGAAGCCAACUUCCUCAUUCGCGAACCAGAUCAAACCAAAAUGCCCGUCACUUUGCAAGUCCGAGUCAAAGGAUUGGGGACAUCGUUUGAUAGCCAGAUCUGGGCUGCGGCCGGCGUCAAGCAGACAAGCAAUGAAACCGACUUUACCCAAGCCGUUACAGUACCUUUGAGACACUCUGAGCAGCGGUGGUAUGAAUGGAGAACAUCCAACAACCAAUCUGGCGAAUUUCUGGCCCCUCCGAAACCUGGAAGCAUGCCCACUGUCAAUGAUGGCAAGUUUACUUUUCUCUCGACGUCAUGCAUUUUGCCACGUUUCCCAUACAACCCACUAGACCACGCUUUGGCCAUUCCUGGGCUCCGACAUCUCGCCAAGAAGCUUCCUGAUUUGGGCGCGCAGUUUAUGCUCUUUUUGGGCGACUUCAUCUAUGUGGAUGUCCCAGAGCGUUUCGGCAAGUCCACCGAAGAAUAUCGCAUGCAAUACCGACAGGUCUACGCAUCUCCAGACUGGGCACCCGUUGCACAAAAUUUAAGCUGGAUUCAUGUACUAGACGAUCACGAAAUCUCCAACGACUGGUCCUCCAAUACUACCGGCAUCUAUAACGCCGCUGUUGGCCCAUGGCACACAUACCAGGCAAAUGUCAACCCGCCCAAGGCUGUGCAGGCUGGCACGAGAAGCACUCGCCGCAAGGAUGCAACUUGGUACGAAUUUGUCCAGGGACCUGCCAGUUUUUUCAUGCUCGAUACUAGGAGCUAUCGUUCUAGCAACAAUGUCCCGUUUGAAGAGGAGGACAAGACGAUGCUGGGGCAGGAUCAAUUGGCCGACUUCUUGGCGUGGUUGGCUCGCCCGGAACCCAAGGGUGUCAAGUGGAAGUUUGUAGCCUCUUCUGUCCCGUUCACCAAAAAUUGGCCUGUAAAUGUCAAGGAUACAUGGGGUGGUUUCCUGGUUGAGCGACGCAAGAUUCUUGAAGCCAUGUGGGACGUUGGUGCUCGAGGCACCAGUGUCGUGAUUCUAUCCGGCGACCGUCAUGAGUUUGCGGCAACCAAAUUUCCACCACCUCCCGAGUCCAAGUGGCCCGAAUCUGCCGCUGCGUACGAAUUCUCAACUAGUCCUCUCAACCAGUUUGCCUCACCAAUUCCAAGUUAUAAGCAAGUUGAUAGCGAGGAUGUCAAGUUGCAUUACAUCCCUUCGGGAAGUUCCAAAUUUGGCUCUUUCACCAUUGAAAAUAUCGACGGACACAGCACGUUGCAAUACACUUUGUACAUUGACGGAAAAGAGCGAUGGACCACGCAACUCUCUGAGCCCACGAUUGAGGAGGCUGCAAAGACAAGCGGUUCGUUCUGGGACAGGCUCAAGUUUGUGUAA